Molecule: messenger RNA, 3200 nt
Organism: Pocillopora damicornis (cauliflower coral)
Lineage: Eukaryota; Metazoa; Cnidaria; Anthozoa; Scleractinia; Pocilloporidae
Product: myb-related protein A
Biological process (GO): regulation of DNA-templated transcription
Cellular component (GO): nucleus
Molecular function (GO): DNA-binding transcription factor activity, RNA polymerase II-specific; RNA polymerase II cis-regulatory region sequence-specific DNA binding
Source: RefSeq, a predicted model, not a curated record
UCGCUUUGCGUCUUCUGCCGCGUCUGGGCCUCUUUUGCUAAUACACGGAGGUUCGUCUCUCAACGCUAAAUAUUGACAAACCCCUUUUGUGAAGUACGGAAUAUGCCUAAAGGCCCCUCAUGCAGAAAUGUUGCUUCUUCUUAAGGCAGCAGAGUCGGUUGCAAGAGGUUAUAAUGUUCCCGUAGAGGAAGAACCAUCGUUGAGGGCUCAGCGGCGAAAGAAGAAAAUCAACAAGGGAAGAUGGACGAAAGAGGAGGAUGAAAAAUUAAAGGAACUUGUGGAUGAUCUUGGAACUGAUAGUUGGAAGGAGGUGGCAAAUAAUUUCCCUGAUCGCACAGAUGUUCAGUGCCUUCACAGGUGGCAGAAGGUACUAAACCCAGAGCUAGUGAAAGGUCCAUGGACUAAAGAGGAGGAUGACAAAGUUGUGGAACUUGUGCGGAAGUAUGGACCAAAACGGUGGUCACUUAUUGCUCAGCAUCUGAAAGGAAGGAUUGGAAAACAGUGUCGUGAAAGGUGGCACAAUCAUCUCAACCCACAAAUCAAGAAAUGUGCUUGGACUGAAGAUGAAGACAGGAUUAUUUAUGAAGCUCACAUUACUAUGGGCAACAAAUGGGCCGAGAUAGCAAAAUUGUUACCUGGGAGGACUGACAACUCAAUUAAGAACCACUGGAACUCAACAAUGAGAAGAAAAGUGGAAAGUGCAGGAUAUGAUCACUAUAGAAAGAUCAGAUACCAUUUGUCUGAAAAACGGUACAGCAAAGGACAUCUUCUUUCAGCAAAGAAAGAUAAAAGGAGGAGAGAGGAGACAGUUGAUCCUUCAUCUAAUGAUGAUUUACCAUCAGUGGUUGAAUACAACAGCCAUCCAGGCACUAGAAACAGAAGUAGCUCAGACUUAACAAACAUUAAACCAAAACCAACAAGUCAAGAUACUCUUCAUUCUAUGAGCAGAAAGAACAACAAUAAUGGAACAAACCCAAGCCUGAUGUCGCCCUUUAGAAAUACGUUCAUAUUGUCCCCAGAGUCUUCAGAUGCUCUGCUAGAUUCGGAUCCCUCCUCUUGGGGUGAUAUCAGCUCAUUUGACAAGGACAGUUGUGUAGGCAAGAAUUUGGCAUUGUCAAAAUUGACUUCUCCUGGAACAAGAGAAUACAGAUUUGAUGGGAAUUCUAUUGCCAGUCUUCAAACAGAUGGCGGAUCUUUAAUACCUAUUACUUCACCUGUAAUGCAGAACAGGUUUAGCACACCUCCAACUAUUCUUAGACGAGGGCGUAAAAGAAAAUCUGCUGACCAUGAUUUCAGUCACAGUGUCAAUACAGAAGUAUCUUUCAGCAGUCCUAAAGGGGCCACCCCCAUCAAGCUCUUGCCAUUCUCACCUUCGCAGUUCCUUAAUUCACCUGUAAAUUCAAGCAAAGUUCAGACGUCAACUCCAGCUUGUGAAAAAAUUCAAGUCAGUUUAACAAACACAACACUGCAUACUCCUGGUGUACUAGAAGCAAGCUCAGGGGAGGAUCCUUUCCGAACUCCACGCAUCAGAAGAACUUUAUUAUGUGUAUCUCCACGCACUCCAACACCAUUUAAAAAUGCCCUGAAAGUGUUCAAUGACACGAAAAUGGCACAUACACCAGACAAUUUUGAAGCAGAUUUCAAUGAAAUCAUGAAACGGGAGGAAGAAGAAAGUGGUGUUCACUUAUCCUGUAGUGGGGGAAAAACAUCCUCUAGAGUACGGACCUCCCUUGAGGAAAAGUAUGCCAAGAUGAGCAAAACAACAUCAGCAUCUACUGCCAAUGGAUCAGAAGAACAACCAAGUGUGAUGGAACAAGAACAAAAUUCUUCAAUUGUUGAGUGUGUUGUGGAGGAUUCUGGUGUUGUUCAGACAUCAGUUUUACCCUCACCUUCCAAGGAUUCAUCAUUUAUCAAACCUUCUGAGAUCUUUGGCCAGCAUAACCCCUUCGCCACACCUAGUUCUGUGACGUCUGAAACUGGAGUAAGUGGAAAAAACCUGGCUCAAACCACACAGGUUGAACAUUUCUUAUGCCCUAGUGCUGUGGAUUUUCAGCGGCACAGAAGGAAAGGGCAUCCCAUGCGCAUACUGCAAUUUCAAGAGACGCCACAGAAAUCAGCGCCAAAGCUUGACUCAGCAUGGGAGCAGGUAGCAUGCGGUAAAACUCCUGAUCAACAGCUACUAACUCAACAAGCUCAUCAGUUUUUUGCUAAUUACCGGCCAGCGGCACGUACACUACACUUCAAUACAACUACAGUGGCUUAAACUGGACAGUCUGGUGUGUGUCACUAAUUUGUUUUCCUCCUGUGUGAACCCCAGGGUAUCAUCAGUGAAUUAAUCUUUGAUAUUCAAAUCUAGAUAAUUUAAUAUUUUAAGGAAAAACAGAGUAAAUAACUAACCAUAUAAAGAAAAUUGUAGAAACAGAAAAACAGGUCAAACCAAAACAAUUAAUUUAAAAGCACACACCUAUAUAGCUAGAUGUAAGGAAAAAAGUUUUCACUUUUGCUACCCAUAUGUGGUUACCAGUCUUUGAUGCAAACUUCUUGACAGAAAGAUGUAGAGUUCUGGAUUUUUUUUCCUUGUGAGCACUAUGGUGAAAGUUGAAUCUAGAGAGGUGGGAAGAAAAUGUCCACUUCUUUUUUUAAAGUUGAUUUUUGAUGGAGUUCCUGCACCUCUGAAAUUGCUUGCAGUGAAGGUACUCUAACAAAAAUUAUGAUGGAUUAUGGUUACUUCAUUGUGAAAAUUUUGUGGUAGGUGGAACUUUUUGAAGGGGAAAGAGACAACAUUUUCUCUGAAGCAAAAAUGUGUGGCCAAUAAUGUAACAAGAGGUAUACAAACUGUCCACUUAAAACAAGACAUUGUUUAGUUUUUGUUUCAGUGAUACUGCGCGACAAAGUUUUUGAUAGCUUUGAAUUUAUGACUUACCGUAGAAUACACAUGAAUUAGAGGCUUCCGUAAAAUCUGGUGUCAUUUUACAUACUAUGUAUACUAAAAUGAAGCCACUGAUCAGGUGAUAAUCUGAUGAAUUCAUUGCAGUGUUGUCUGAAAUUGAACUUUUAACUGUUCAAACACUUAAUAUUAGACCCAAAGUAGAAAUAUUUUAUGUGGUGUCUUGCAAAAGUUUAUUUAGCCUGUUCAAGCUGAGAUGUAACGUCGGGGUACAUAUACAGUAUUUCCUCAUUCAUGCAGACUUGGGAAGAUC